GGGGGAAAAGCCUCAGUUUCUGGGAGAAUCGGUUUGUGGAUGUUGAUGAAUCUCACACAAAAAGCCACCGAGAGCAGAAAAGCUAAAAAAAAGUAAAUAAACUUGGGGCACGAAUUUCUGGAAUUGAUCAUUCUUUGCGCUACAAAUUUUAGGCACUUUUCUAGAAACGUGGAAACUUUUUUUUCUGUUUGUUUGGGGCGAAAUUCUGUUAAUAAUUGCUGACUUUUUGGGGAAAAAACAGAAUGACAGCUACGUGCCUGCAGUUCCUCAGCUUUGUGGUGAGUGCCUUGGGCUGGGUUGGCAUCUUAAUCGCCACCAGCACCAACAGUUGGGUUCAGACCUGCUCCCAUGGCGCUGCCAGUUGUCGACGCUUUGACGAGUUGGGAUCCUACGGGUUGUGGACCGAAUGCUUCACCUCAUUCGGCAUUUACCACUGCAAGAAUCUAGCGGAUAUCCUGGAGAUCCCAGCUUAUGUCCAGAUAAGUCGAGCCCUGAUGAUCACCGCCUCCAUCUUGGGACUGCCCGCCAUUUUCCUGGUACUCACCGCUCUGCCCUGCAUGCACCUUGGAAGUGAGACGGAAUCGGUCAAACACAAGCGUUCGUUACUGGGUGCCAUUCUCCUGCUUUGUGUAGCGCUCUGCACCGCAGUCGCCACCAUUUGGUUCCCGGUAGGAGUUCACCACGAGAAGCAUCUCUAUAACUUCGGCUACUCGCUGUUUGCCGGCUGGAUCGGCACCGCCCUUUGCUUCUUCGGCGGAGCGGUGAUCUCCUGCUGCACCGGCUCAGCUGCUGACCGCACGGAAAACCGCUAUUACUAUUCAUCUCAAGGCUCCAGUUCCACCACCAGCCCGACCCAUGCCAAGAGCGUGCACAUCUGAGCCCUGCACACACCCAGCCAGCCUCACAUACAACCCAACUCUGGUCAAGCUGAAGGGAGUAUCAACCUUAAACACAUCUCCUAGCUUUAGGGAAAAAUGAUACUAAGAAUAUCACUGAGCAAAAAAACACCAUUUUUAUUAUUUGUAUUCUUUUUGUGGAUUGUCUUAAGUUAUGAAGCGUAGUCACCAUUUGCCGGUAUGGGACAGAAAGAAGAGAUAUUUGACACUGUCAGUACGACUAGGCUGGCGUUCUGUUGCAUGGGACUUGGAGUGAGAAGAGAGCAGACAAAUCAACACCAGGGGAUGUGGUCACUUCCUUCCAGCUCACUCUAAAAAAAGGGGCACUUUUCUCCACUCAGUCAGAAAAUAGCUGGCUGAAUAGAUCAGCUAAGUUUCCUGUAGGUGACAGAUGCGUUUUCCUGUGUGCGUGGGAAGGGGGGAGGGGGUGCUGUGUACAAGCGAUACCACCAGCAUUUGCAAAGCAAAAAAAAACUAACUAUAAACCUCUAGAGCAGAGCUAAAGGUGUAUUUUGGCUUCAAUCCGGUUUUCGAUUUCUUUUACAAUUUAUUUUUAGAAUAAAAUAUGCAUUUUGAAAAAUUUUUGGCAGCCCAGUAGCAGUGUUGGUGUUGAUACAAGGAAGGGUUUGACUAGGUCAUCAUUAGCUUUCUGUCCUCAUUGCAUUUUCCCCAGUUGGUCAGGUGAUUCUAUAACUGCACACAAUACUACAUCUCCAGUGGGGAAGCAAAUACUUGAAAAAAUCAUUCAUUGUAUUUGAGGAAACAUUCAAUUAAUCAUUUGUGGGUUAACGAACUCUGCUUUUGGUUUUGACUUCCAUAGUGAAAUAUUCUAGUCAAUUCUGCUCAACUCACUUACCUUUAACUGAACAGAACUCCAUUGUUUUUGACAGUGAGAAAGUGCAGAUCUUCAUUGCUUUGACUAUAAUUAACAGUAUUAUAAAGAAUGUGCCUCAAUAGAAACUAGUGCCUCUAGGCAUGAAGCACUUGCAUCUUUCGGCAUUUGAUUCUUCUUUUUGUAUAUUUAUCUACCCUGUGGCCAAAGGAACUGACCUGAACAUGUGGAGUCCUGUAGCUCAGUGGUUAGAGCACUCGCUUUGCAAGUGA
Molecule: messenger RNA, 2000 nt
Organism: Callorhinchus milii (elephant shark)
Lineage: Eukaryota; Metazoa; Chordata; Chondrichthyes; Chimaeriformes; Callorhinchidae
Gene: cldn11a
Product: claudin 11a
Exons: 3
Coding region: 243-878 (211 amino acids)
Biological process (GO): cell adhesion; bicellular tight junction assembly
Cellular component (GO): plasma membrane; bicellular tight junction
Molecular function (GO): structural molecule activity
Source: RefSeq, a predicted model, not a curated record